Morone saxatilis (striped sea-bass) is the source of this 2586-nucleotide messenger RNA. It is a transcript of the gene phf23b, whose product is annotated as PHD finger protein 23b. The coding region runs from base 544 to 1506 and encodes 320 amino acids. Lineage: Eukaryota; Metazoa; Chordata; Actinopteri; Moronidae. Gene Ontology annotation, biological process: positive regulation of protein ubiquitination; negative regulation of autophagosome maturation; negative regulation of autophagosome assembly. The transcript is spliced from 5 exons. The record is from RefSeq and is a predicted model, not a curated record.
GUGCGGAAUAAAGUCAAAACUCCAGUCGUUUUGUGUGCAUACGGCGAAGAAACGACCGAAAAAAAAGGAGAGAAACUUCACAGCAGAAGUUGCCAUUAUGGAGCUACAUCCACUAGCGCUCGCGUUUAGCUGAGGGAGUUUCAGCUUUCAGCGCCGGUGGUUAUAUAAAUGCAGUGACGGAGAAAAGCAGCUAUAAGCGACGGAGGAAUUAGUGUUUUAUCAAGGCUGGUAACGUUUAGUGUGGCGAUAGUUCAGAGGCUGUGUGUGUGUGUGUGGUUGUGUGUGUGUGUGUGUGUGUUGCUGCUGGUGCGUUCACGGACGGAGCUGCUGUACGGGAUCGAGGGGCAACUUCGACCCGCAGUGGAUGUGUUUUAUUCUUUAAGGAAGAGUCUCCUCGUCGGUCCUCUCGUCGGCUCGUUGCUCCAGUUGCCCGGCGGUGAGGUGCAGCCACGCCGGGGGAAAGCACAGCGCGACGGCCGCUACUCUCCGGCUAGCUCGCCUGCUGCUUGCUUCUUGGAUCGAGGCCUUGUCGGUGAGGCGACAAUGCUUGACAUAAUGUCCGAGCACCAAGAUUCACUGUUGACGUGCAAAACGGAAUCUCUGCCCCCAGAGAGAAAAAAGAGGACUGUAGAGGACUUCAACAAGUUCUGCAGCUUCGUCCUGGCGUAUGCGGGCUACAUCCCCAGUCCAAAAGAGGAAAGUUCAUGGUCCCCAACAUCCUCCAGCUCUGCACACAGUUCAGGGUUGUCAGCCGAUGGAGGCGGCGGCGGCAGCAGCUCCACGGGCAACACUUGGCCAGACGGGAGCUCCGACAUCCACACCAUCCACACGUUUGUCCGCAAAGCUCGAGCAAAUAAGGGCAAAGGUAUUCGCCGCAUGCACUCUGAUAGCACUCUGCUGGACAAGAUGCGCCUUAAAGACUCUUUGUAUGAGAGCCAGGCGAGCACUAAGGCGGAGCGCAAGAAGGACAAAAAACUUAAAAAGUUGUCUCUGGGCUCGGCUAUGACGGCGGCAGACAGUGGCAGCAGCGAAGGCGAGAAAAGAGCACGCAUUAAACGCAGCAAAAACUCAAAACAGCCAAAGCCCAAGAAGCUGAAAAGUUCCACGGCUCAAAGCGAGACAGACUCUGAGGCACGGCAUACACAUUCAGAGGUACGACCCAUCAGAGAGGAGCUGGCGGUGCACGGGGGCUCCACCCCGAGCAUGCAGGGCCUGGCGAAGAUGCAGGCGGACGAGUCGAUGAGGGAAGCAGAGAUGAGCUCCAGUGAGGGUGAGACCUGGAUCGCCGAUGAAGACAUUAUGGUGGAGUCAGGCGACGAUUCGUGGGACUUGAUCACCUGUUACUGUGGGAAGCCAUUCGCGGGGCGGCCAAUGAUCGAGUGCAACCAGUGCGGCAUUUGGGUGCACUUGUCGUGUGCGAAGAUCAAGAAAUCCAACGUUCCCGACAUCUUUUACUGCCACAAGUGCAGGGACGUGCGGCGGUCGGGACACAAAAAAGACCCCUAGAGAUGAAGAGGACUGGAGGGACGCGGAGCACCCACCCUGUUUUUGCUGUCCUCUUGACACUUGUUUUCUUUGAUGCCUACAGCCAAAACAGCCUAAAUUAUCACCUGGAUGGCAACUGUAUUGUCACUUUGUAGGAUUUCUUUUGACAAUCACAACCAUUCUUAUUUAUCCCUCACUUUUAUUUUUUUCUUACUUUUUUUUUUUUUGGCUACUGUGAAGAACUGGACAGAAGGGGACAGUGACAGUGGAGAAUCAUUUAUUUGUUACUAAUUAAUUCCUCUAUUAAUUGGCUUUAUUGAUUUAUACUGUGCUGGUGAUGUGGACAUCGAUUUUCACGCUUAGUCUCAUAUUCACUGACGGUGCAUUUUGACUUUAUUUCUUGAGGAUGUCGACAAAAAUCAGUGAAAAUUUCCUUUAGCGUCUCAAGGAGUACCAUUUUCAGUUUGAUAGCGGUUUCCUCUCAACUUUUAAAUCAACGCAAGUUUUACACAUUGGCAAACAAUUUAUAGCUUAAGAGAUGGGAAAAUGUCACUCCUGGUGUUUGUUUAGAAGUAUGUGAUAAAGGUGGGCAGCUCAUUUUAUUUUUGAUCGUAUUUUGGCGAUUUUAUUUUUGAGUUUGCGUUUUUGUUUCGGUCGUCAGUGAUAAUCACUGAACUUUAAAAUGUAGAGAUCUCACUCCUCUAGAAUAAGUGAUCUUUGAAUUCAUACAAUCUGUUUAAAAUUAACUAUUUUGCAUCUGAAAUUUGCAUCUAAAUUGCUACAUUUCAAGUUGCACAUAGACAAUUCUUUCGACGGUGCACUUUUUAAAAAAAAAAAUGGACCCAAAUACCGUUUCUACUGCAUAUAUGUGUAUUUGGAAUAUGAUGAGCUACGGCUGAUUUAAAAACUGUACUUGGCAUGUAGCUGUGUACAUUCAUGAUUGAGCGCUUAAUGUUUCUCCCUGUCUGGCUUGUUAAUCAUUGAUAGCCAUUUACCAUGAACAACAUUUACAUUGACAAUUGUUCAAUUUUGAUGUUUUUGUUUCAUGUGUGUUUUUUUUUUUGUUUUUGUUUUUGUUUUUUUUGUUUUUCAUGUUAAAAA